Microbotryum saponariae is the source of this 4112-nucleotide messenger RNA. Lineage: Eukaryota; Fungi; Basidiomycota; Microbotryomycetes; Microbotryales; Microbotryaceae. The record is from the annotation of a GenBank genome assembly.
AUGUCGCCUCGACCGAUAGCACCCUCCAUACGAGGCAAGGACGGCGACAGGGACAGGGACAGGGAUAGAGAUCACCACGACUACGGGUCCUCGUCCGACGAAUCGUCCUCAUCCCCUGCGGCUCCCAGUCACGGCGGCCGUUCCGGUGCUGGUCGUGCAGCUCGCUCCGGACCCGGCGCGCCUUCGAGCUCGAUCGAGGGCUCGGCGGGCCCAGCGCCACAAACGGGCCUCGCACGCAGGCAGAGCACCAGCGACUCCACGGGCGAAGUGUUUUCCAGAAAGCCGAAACGAACCUACCGUGCCUGUGAGUACCCGCGGUCAGAUUCCUGUACCGGAGCACCUGUGACUGACCGGGACCGUCGGACCCGCCCCCACCCCGCGUUUGCUUGCCUCUGGUCUACGCAAAUCUCGCGAUCUUCUCCGCUCGACGCCGAACCUGCACACCUCGUUCUCUGAUGGUGUCGUCAACGCUCAGGUCUUCCCUGUCGAUCAGUUAGUUCAUGAGCUACCAAUGGAUCGUCGCGGCAUGUGUUGGACUUGCGACCAGCAGCCAACAAUGGCGAGAGCAGGCACUCGGCGACAUCGCCGUGAGCCAGUGGCAGCACUGGGAAUGGAACGGAGACAGACCGUUCCAGGUCAGGCUCGCGACUUGGCGGCAUCCACGACGUACUGGAUCAUACAAUAUGCCCAUCACGUUCCUCCGCGCCGUUGUGAUGACUGCAUCGACCAGCGGCUGCUCGAGCACGCGCACGGUCAGGGCGCGUUUCCCCAGUUUUUGGGAUCGAUGUCAGCUGACUUUCCCCAUUUUUCGUACCCCCUGGGCGCUCGCCCCUCACUGCCCCUUCACCAGCGCAAACUCAAAUGCGACCUCGGAGAUCCCGAUGCACCGUCAGAGGGGCCCUGUCGCAGAUGCAGAAGGGAAUCGCGUGACUGCAUAUUCAACCCGAGACCCGCUCGCAACUUCGAACUGCUUCCCAGUCGAGGCGGAGGGCAGUCGGCACCGACUUCGGGCUCGGUCACGCCCGCCGAUCCGACCGCGUCGAAUCUGCCGAUACCACAGCACACGCAGCAGCAACCACCAUCCCACUUGUCACAUGUGAAAAUUCACCAUCACUCGCAGCCAGCAUUACCACCAAUCUCAUCUGGCCCACAUGAUGCGGGCUCCGCAGCUUCGACCUCGGCGCACGUCCAGGUCGACGUCGCCAACCCGUAUGGCUUCCCCUUAUUGGGGAUGGCCCCUGGAUCAAUCCCAGCUUGGGCUGCUACGCCAAGCAUGUACUCUCCACAUCAUGCUGCAGCAGCUCUGUUGGCAGGGACGAGGCUACCUUCGCCGAGUGCGCUCGUACGGGGAACGGGGGUACCGCAGUUUUUCAUCCCGUCGCCGCUUUCGUUGCCGACACGUCAACUUCAUCCGACACCAACGAACCCGCCCGCCAUGAACGCACCGACCUAUAUUCGACCUGCGUUACCUUUCGGAGCGAGCGGAUCGAGCGAACAGAACCCACAUGGAUCGAAGCGACGCAAGGCCGAGGACUAUGAACCCCCACCAAUCGACGAAGGAGACGAAGAAGACGAACUUGACGACCUUGAAGGGGAAGAGGGCAGGGAGGACGGGAUACAUGGUGGACCGGUCGAGGAUGUGACGCUCGAAGAAGCUGUCGAACGAGCUCGGGGGGACGGGUCUCGAGCGAGCAGUCGGAACCGGACGGGCAACAGUCGAGUCUUGCUCGCUUCGACAUUGCACAACCCGUCCGACGCGCUGAGGCUACUGGCUACGGCCUCGAGUCUGAGAUCGACUGUUUCGGGAGAUGGAUCGCCUAGUCACCAGAAUGGUCUCAUUCCUUCGCCUGACGUGGAAGUUGGAGGAACGACGACGCCUCAAGGUGGGGCCGUUCUGCACCGGAGAGAAAGCCAUCAGUCUGGGAGGAUGUCACCUCCUCGGGUCGCCAAGCUCGGAGGGUGGUCCAAUUGGGCUCCCAUCGCCGAGGGUCUACUUACGCAACCUGAAGCCGAGGUCUUGUUCUCCUUGUGAGUGGUCCAACAUGGCUCGUACUCCAUAUCAGCGCUUCUGCAGCUGACAUUCCCUCUAUCUACUCAGUUUUGAAGCCGAGAUGGCCCCUUUAUAUCCCUUACUAUCGCCAAAUAUUUUCCACCUGUCGCAUCUCGCCAUCUUGACUUCGACCGAAUCGCUACUGCUCUGCGCCGUCAUCACCAUCGCCGCUCGAUACUCUGCGAUUCUGCUCCCCGAUCGAGCCGCGCAGAUCCAUGCUCUGUGCGCAGCGUGGAUCCGACAAGAGUUGAUCUAUCUUCUCGAUGGAACGUCAUCGCUUCGACACAUCUCAAGCGUCGAAGCCUUGCUCCUUCUGACUGAAUGGCCGUCAUCGCCCUUGAUCCAUCGCACCGAUGCAGCUUUGGCAUGCCAGGAAGCCGAUGAGGAUCAAGACGAAGGUGAACGCGAGACGUCGAAGGCUCUCAAGACGAGCAAUCAAUACGACUCGAUGUCAUGGACCUAUCUCGGACUCGCCGUUCGACUAGCGCAAGAGCUAGGGAUGCACAACACGGCCUUGUACGGCUUGGAUGCGCGCGACGGUGAUGGCCCUUCUUGGGAAUCGGAGAGGAUUCUCCGCGCUUGGAUCUAUUGCUACAAUGCCGAUCGACACGUCUCGGUUCGCUUGGGGAGGAACGCCGUCGUCCAAUCGUACAUGUCGAGCGCGUGGUGGGAAAAGGUUACCCAGCGAGCCAGUUUGGAUGUGCAGAAGCGUGGAUUGAACGAAUUGUGGGCCGAGCGGACGUUGCCGCAGGGUCUAUUAGCGGCUUUGAUGGGCACCAUCCAGGAAAGACUGUACCCCAACAAGGAGAUCACGAGGAGUCUGCUUAGGACGGGCCAUUGGGAGAGCUUCAUCAGGAGCUUGGACCACGAAUUGAGGAGCAUGGCCACCAAGACCAAAGGCGUUUUGAGUGAGUGAGACUUGUUCAGACUGAUCAUGUAAACUCCCGCUGACGGUCUCGCAACUCUCCACCCCAGAGCAAGGCAAUGUCGAAUCGACCCUUUUGAGGAUAGAGAUUGAUUACAUCCGCCUCUACGGCAAUGCCAUUGCGCUUCGAGCUCUGCAGGAACGUCUUCGAAGACGAGUCAAGGUAGGUAGCCACAGCACAAACUCGCUUCUCACUAUAGACUAACUGUUUACCGUGACAAAACGCAGGCGAAUGAUCUGCUCUUUGUGUCGCCUUCGCUCCUCAACCUACAAGAAGGACCCUGGAUUAUCGAUGCUCUCGCUGCGGCGCAAGCGAUCCUCCAACAGACCGUCAUCUUCCUUGAACCCAAAGGCUACCUCAGACUAUGCCCUUCCCGUAUAUUCCAGCGUAUCAUGUUCGCCGCGACAUUCUUGUUCAAGGCAUUGGCUGUUGGUGUCGUCGAGCACGGCCAAUCCAAGACCAUCGGCUUGCUGGAGCAAGGCAUCGCCGCACUGCGGCACGCCUCUGUCGACGCCGAGCACAUCUCUAGGGGUUUUUCGGUACUCCUAACCCGGCUGCAAGCGCAAUGCGUACCCGCUCUGCUGGCAGAAGAAGGUCUUGUCGACCCUACGCAGCCGUCGUAUCCACCUUCACCUCGGGGACCCGCCAUCGUCGAUGACGCGACCGUACAAGCGACUAUGCACGGUCUCCACGGCGACAACGAUUCAGUCUUGGGCGAAGUGCCCAUCGAUCCUGCGACCGCGGACGACCCGACCUCGGCGAUGAAAGGUGCUACCCCUUCGGGCGGUACAGCAGGUGACAGCAUGUCCGUCUUUGGCGAAACGAUCAACAUGCAUGGUCCUCCCGACACGCGACAUCAUCAUCAUGCGCAGAACUCGUCAAACCCUCAUCCUCCGCACCAAGGUAACGGGACGGAUCCGAACCCGGCCAUUUCAACGAGCGCGUCCGAAUUCGGUCUGCUCGCGUUCGAUUUACCUUGGCAGUGGGAUCCGACGCUCAAUACGGUUGAUGUAGGGAAGGAACAAGAUAUGUUGUUCGCUUCGAUCUUUGCGAUGAACCAAGGCGGUAACGAGGCGGCGAAUCAUGGUGAUCAAUUAGGGUUGUUCGGGACCCUGGUCGGCGACGAUGCGUUUUAG